Molecule: messenger RNA, 843 nt
Organism: Kluyveromyces marxianus DMKU3-1042
Lineage: Eukaryota; Fungi; Ascomycota; Saccharomycetes; Saccharomycetales; Saccharomycetaceae
Gene: PDS1
Product: securin
Exons: 1
Coding region: 1-843 (280 amino acids)
Biological process (GO): chromosome organization
Cellular component (GO): nucleus; cytoplasm
Source: RefSeq, a predicted model, not a curated record
AUGGGUAACGAAGGAAAGGAAAAUGAAAUCUCCGUCCAGGAGUACGAUAAUACAUCAGGGCUUAGGACACCUUUAAACCAAGUCAAACGCAGUGAUUCUAUGAUUCGUGGGAAUAGGAGACCAUUGGCAAGUAAGGAUAAUAAUAGAACUCAAUCCAUGCUGAGUGUGAAAAACAACGCAGUGGGUAGUCAUGUAGAUCAUACGCUAAAAAGGCCAGCCAGCAAUCUGGUCAAAAAUAUGCCAGAGAAUAAGCUGAAGAAAUAUGGAAGCGUGUUAGGGAUGAAUAGCUUUAUGCCCAGAACCAAGUCUUUGGUUCUGAAGGAUACAGAACUGAAUGAGAGAAGCGAAGAAGAAGAAGAAGAAGAAAACGACGAAGAAGAUCUACCAUUGUUUUCUACGGGAAACAAAACUGGAUUGGGAUUAGGAUUUGGCAGUGGGCUCAAAGCUCUCAUAAAAGAAAAAGAGGACGAACUACAGAUUGAAUAUGCACCUAAAAGACAGGAAGAGCUACCGCACGUACCCAAUGGGUAUGAACCUUUUGACCAGGAGUCAAUAGAAAAACUCAAGAAUCACAAAUCUCCAUUCCAGGUGGAUCCAUUACACUUUGACAAAGAUGAAUACAAUAAUGAUAACGAUUUAGGCACUGAACCACAACUUCUAAGUAUAGAAUCACCCAAAGAUGACAUAAUAUCCCCAUACAAGCAUAGCGGUGAUUAUCAUAAUCAACAUAGUAGUACUACGAUGGAACUGGCGUCCGAUAACGAGAGUAUCACUAUAGAUCUCGGCGAAGAGUACAAGGGAAACGGAUUGAAUAUAAGUGAGCUAAACUCUCUAUUAGAUUAG